GUGAACCGGCUAAGCGGCAUGGAGAAGCCAGAACUUUGGGGGGCCCUGGCUCUUCUCCUCGUCUGCUUUUACUCAUGUAGCAGUCAGGACCUUCAGGUAAUCGACCUGCUUACUCUGGGCGAAUCCCGGCAGACGGUAGCUGUAGCAGAGAAGAUCCGGACGGCUUUACUCACUGCCGGGGACAUCUACCUCUUGUCCACAUUCCGCCUCCCCCCAAAGCAAGGUGGCGUCCUCUUUGGGCUCUACUCUCGGCAAGACAACACCCGGUGGCUCGAGGCCUCUGUUGUGGGCAAGAUCAACAAAGUCCUGGUGCGGUAUCAGCGGGAAGACGGCAAAGUCCACGCAGUGAACCUACAGCAAGCAGGCCUGGCUGAUGGGCGGACACACACAGCUCUCCUGCGGCUCCGAGGACCUUCUCGACCCAGCCCCGGCCUGCAGCUCUAUGUGGACUGUAAACUGGGCGACCAACAUGCUGGCCUUCCAGCCCUGGCCCCAAUUCCUCCAGCAGAGGUCAGUGGCCUGGAGAUAAGAACUGGACAGAAGGCUUACCUGAGGAUGCAGGGCUUUGUGGAGUCGAUGAAGAUUAUUAUAGGUGGCUCCAUGGCGCGGGUAGGAGCCCUGAGUGAGUGCCCAUUCCAAGGAGAUGACUCCAUUCACAGUGCAGUGACCAGUGCGCUGCAGUCCAUUUUAGGGGAACAGACCAAGGCCUUGGUCACCCAACUCACCCUCUUCAACCAGAUACUGGUGGAGCUUCGGGAUGACAUCCGAGACCAGGUUUGGGUGGGCCAGCCAAGGAGGCUUCUGACGCUGGGGUGGGGUGGCGGGUGCGGAGGGCUGACUGCUCCUCCUUCGGCAGGUGAAGGAGAUGUCUCUCAUCCGGAACACCAUCAUGGAGUGUCAGGUUUCCACGAGCAGCGUUCCCACUGCAGCCCCAACCCCUGCUUCAGAGGCGUGGACUGUAUGGAAGUGUAUGAGUACCCAGGCUACCGCUGUGGGCCCUGCCCGCCUGGCCUGCAGGGCAAUGGCACCCACUGUGACGACAUCAAUGAGUGUGCACACUCCGACCCCUGUUUCCCGGGCUCCAGCUGCAUCAACACCAUGCCUGGCUUCCACUGUGAGGCCUGCCCUCCGGGCUACAAGGGCACCCAAGUGUCUGGUGUGGGCAUCGACUAUGCUCGGGCCAGUAAACAGGUCUGCAAUGACAUUGAUGAAUGUAAUGAUGGGGACAACGGAGGCUGUGACCCAAAUUCCAUCUGCACCAACACGGUGGGGUCUUUCAAAUGUGGUCCUUGCCGUCUGGGGUUCCUGGGAAACCAGAGCCAGGGCUGCCUCCCAGCAAGGACCUGCCACAGCCCAGCCCACAGCCCCUGCCAUGUCCAUGCUCACUGUCUCUUUGAACGCAAUGGUGCGGUGUCUUGCCAGUGUAAUGUGGGCUGGGCAGGGAAUGGAAACGUGUGUGGGCCUGACACAGACAUCGAUGGCUAUCCGGACCAGGCGCUUCCCUGCAUGGAUAACAACAAGCACUGCAAGCAGGACAACUGCCUUUUGACACCCAACUCUGGGCAAGAAGACGCUGAUAAUGAUGGUGUCGGGGACCAGUGUGAUGAUGAUGCUGAUGGUGAUGGCAUCAAGAAUGUUGAGGACAAUUGCCGACUGUUCCCCAACAAGGACCAGCAGAAUUCAGACACAGAUUCAUUUGGGGAUGCCUGCGACAACUGUCCCAAUGUUCCCAACAACGACCAGAAGGACACAGAUGGCAAUGGAGAAGGAGACGCCUGCGACAACGAUGUGGAUGGGGAUGGCAUCCCCAAUGGACUGGACAACUGCCCUAAAGUACCCAACCCACUGCAGACAGACCGGGAUGAAGACGGCGUAGGAGACGCUUGUGACAGCUGCCCUGAAAUGAGCAAUCCCACCCAGACAGAUGCAGACAGCGACCUGGUGGGGGAUGUCUGUGAUACCAAUGAAGACAGCGAUGGAGACGGGCAUCAGGACACCAAGGACAACUGUCCCCAGCUGCCAAACAGCUCUCAGCUGGACUCGGACAAUGACGGUCUUGGGGAUGAGUGUGAUGGGGAUGAUGACAAUGAUGGUGUCCCAGACUAUGUGCCUCCUGGGCCUGACAACUGCCGUCUGGUACCCAAUCCUAACCAGAAAGACUCCGACGGCAAUGGUGUUGGUGACGUGUGUGAGGAUGACUUUGACAACGAUGCAGUGGUUGACCCCCUGGAUGUGUGUCCGGAAAGUGCAGAGGUUACCCUCACAGAUUUUCGGGCCUAUCAGACUGUGGUUCUGGAUCCCGAGGGUGAUGCUCAGAUUGACCCAAACUGGGUGGUGCUCAAUCAGGGCAUGGAAAUUGUUCAGACUAUGAAUAGUGACCCAGGUCUUGCAGUUGGAUACACAGCUUUUAACGGUGUGGACUUUGAAGGCACUUUCCACGUGAACACGGUCACUGACGAUGACUAUGCAGGCUUCCUCUUCAGUUACCAGGACAGUGGCCGCUUCUACGUGGUCAUGUGGAAACAGACAGAACAGACUUACUGGCAGGCCACGCCUUUCCGAGCCGUGGCCCAGCCAGGGCUGCAGCUCAAGGCAGUGACAUCAGUAUCGGGCCCAGGUGAGCACCUCCGAAAUGCUCUGUGGCACACUGGCCACACCCCUGAUCAGGUACGACUGCUGUGGACUGACCCCCGAAAUGUGGGUUGGCGUGACAAGACAUCCUAUAGAUGGCAGCUGCUGCACCGGCCUCAAGUUGGCUACAUUCGGGUGAAGCUCUAUGAGGGUCCCCAGCUAGUGGCGGAUUCUGGGGUGAUUAUUGACACGUCCAUGAGAGGGGGGCGUCUUGGUGUAUUCUGCUUCUCCCAAGAAAACAUCAUUUGGUCCAAUCUCCAGUAUCGCUGCAAUGGUGAGGCUCUAGACGGAGGUCAGCUUGACCGUGCCCUGGGAAGCUCUCAUCCUCUGACGCAACUUGUUUCCCCUCUUCAGACACAGUGCCUGAGGAUUUUGAGCCAUUCCGGAGGCAGCUGCUCCAGGGAAGGGUGUGAGGAGGUGCUACCGGAUUCAGAAUUCCGAUUGGAGACCUUUGACCUUGGGCUCUGUUUCGGAGACCCUGGGUCUAACCUACAGCCCCUCAACCUAACGUGGUUCUCUGGCACCCAUCAGGGAGCUCAGCCCCAGAGGAGUAGUGACCCCAUUGUGCAGGGGCUGGGGGGAUUUCAAGGGGGUAUUGCUCAGGCACUGACCCCAGGAAAGACAUCAGCACAUUGCCAUAAAAGUUACAGUUAUUUUCUAAGUCAGUGCAAUUACUUAUUUUAGGCCUUUUCUAGGACACAAAGGAACCUGAGGGGUAAGAAAGGCUGCUAACUGCAGGUAGAGGUAGGGAAAGUUUGACCGAGUUGGAGUGUGGAUGGGAAAAACACCAAAUGAAGGACGAGGCUGGAGGACGGCUGAAGCCCUUCCAGCCCCACUUACUCACCGCGGCAGCAGCGACACCUCAGUCAAAGUUCCGCCGGGAUCGAAAGCCCAGGGCCGGGGCUGCCCCGCUCUGGGUGAGGGGGGCCGAGGGGGCCGGAGGCCGGGACGAGUGCAAUAUUGGCGGGGGAAAGAACAACACUGCACCACGUCCCGUCCCUCCCGCCCGCCCGGGGUCCCGGAAUCCCGCUCCUUACCACGUGGACCUUUGGAACCCAGGGACUGGGGGCGCUCUGGGGUGUUGGGGUCACCUUAGAGGUACACCAGAGCCUGGGCGCCCGGAAGGGUAAAGGGGAGGGCGAAAGGAAAAGGGUGAGGAGAGAAGGGUUCCCCUGGUGCUCGGGAAGGCCACUUUCCGACGCUGAAGCAGUGCGCGCGCUUGCUCUUUAAAUACUGAGACGGAGAGGCGCGGAGCUAUUGCCAUGGUGACAGGUAUCCCAGCAACCGAAUUGAAUGGCUGUUGCCUGGCAAUUCUAGGAGUUGGGGUUUGGGGCCGCCCACCCAAAUACUUGUGGGCGCGCUGACGUAGGGCAUCCCCACGCUGCCUGGAGCCGGCCUCACAAAAUCGCUCAGAGGCACGACAAACGGCAGGAGCGUGGAUCCCAUGCCUCCGUUCAUGCACCUCCGAAAUGCUUUCUAAAGUAUUAGCUUCCGUUUUAUAUUCGUUGGGACUAAGAAUUGUUUGCCUACUACAGUUGUAACUGCUCCUGUUGGUUUACACUGCAACCUACACCUGCGGGAUCUGACCUGGUACCCUCAGUCCGCAUGCUGCUGUGAACCGAAAGCCCUCCCCGUCCCCAACUAUUUCUGACCUUCAGAAUACCUCUCCUCCUUAAAUACACACACGAGUUUGCCCUGCACCAUGUGCCUGUCCGUCCCAAAUACCCUUCCUCUCCCAAAUACAACUCUGAGCUCCCAAAUUCUAUGGUUGCGCCGGGCGGUGGUGGCUCACUCCUUUAAUCCCAGCACUCG
Molecule: messenger RNA, 4443 nt
Organism: Microtus ochrogaster (prairie vole)
Lineage: Eukaryota; Metazoa; Chordata; Mammalia; Rodentia; Cricetidae
Gene: Thbs3
Product: thrombospondin 3
Exons: 21
Coding region: 19-3315 (1098 amino acids)
Biological process (GO): cell adhesion
Cellular component (GO): extracellular region
Molecular function (GO): calcium ion binding; heparin binding
Source: RefSeq, a predicted model, not a curated record